AGAGACAUACAGACACACACAUAGAGACACACACACACACUUAUUCCACAUUAUUUUGUUGCUUUUUUAUCGCUGCUUUUGAUUCGUCGGCGUCUAACCGGAUCGGCCAAUCAAUGGCGCAGUCCGGCUCGGUGGCGUCUGCCGACCUGCCGAUCGAAGACGACAACGAGGACGCCAAGAGAGCCGCCCAAAAACAGCUGAUCGUAACCAUGGAGACGACGAAGACGGAGGGCUUGGACAAGAUGAAGACGAAGAGCAGCAGCAGCAACGGUGCCGACGAUAGUCCUCGUCCCUCGAAAGUCCCGAAAGAGGAAGAGGAAGAUGGCGGCCGGAAGGAGGAGGAAGAGGAUGAGGAGGAAGAGGCCACGCCCACGCCGCCGGAUUCGUCAUCGCUGUCGUCCGAGAACGGGACGAUGACCGGCGCCGUCACUGAGGAGGAAUCUCUCUCGGCUCGACUCGGACACGCCAAGGAGACAGGUCUGGACACGGAGGAGAGCGUCUCCGUGACAACGGCAGGCGGCUCCGACGAGCAGCGCGAGUCCACCGACUCUGCGUCCUUCUCCCUGCCGAGCCCGGAGCUGUCGGUCGCCACGCCGCCCGCCGCGGGACACUCUCUGGGGGGGGAGGACAUGUCUCCGUCCACCGAGAAGGAGGCCGCCGCAGCGCUGGAGGCCACCGGGGGCGCUGUAGCUGCGGCUGUGGGGGGGGCGGCAGCAGCAGCGGAGGCGGGGCCAACCAUGCCGGCCUAUUACCUGGUGAAGUGGAUCACCUGGAAGGAGAAGAAGACUCCCAUCAUCACGCAGAGCGAGAACGGGCCCUGCCCCCUGCUGGCCAUCAUGAACACACUGUUCCUCCGCUGGAAGGCUAAACUUCCUGCUCAGACUGAAGUCGUCACAACUGAGGACCUGAUGGCUCACUUGGGAGAGUGUGUGUUGUCUGUUACACCCAGAGAGAAGGCCAACGGGAUGGAGCUCAACUUCCAACAGAACAUGAGUGAUGCCAUGGCCGUGCUCCCUAAGCUGUCCACAGGUCUGGACGUUAACGUUCGUUUCACCGGAGUGACCGACUUCGAGUACACGCCGGAGUGCAUCGCGUUCGACCUGCUGGACAUCCCGCUGUACCACGGCUGGCUGGUCGACCCACAGAGUCCAGAGGUGGUGGCUUCUGUGGGGAAACUGAGCUACAACCAGCUGGUGGAGAAAAUCAUCGACUACAAACAUUCAGUAGACAGCAGCCGAGUCAGUGAAGGUCUGGUAGCAGAGCAGUUUCUAGAGUCCACAGCGACCCAGCUCUCCUAUCACGGUCUGUGUGAGCUCAACACGACGGCCAAGGAGGGAGAGAUCUCUGUGUUCUUCAGAAACAACCACUUCAGUACCAUGAUCAAACACAAGGGCCACCUGUACCUGCUGGUGACCGACCAGGGCUUCCUGCAGGAGGACAGUCUGGUCUGGGAGUCUCUUCACAACGUCGAGGGAGACGGGAACUUCUGCGACUCCGACUUCCGGCUGUGUCAUCCUCCGCAGAGAGCCCCGCCCACCGCCGCCGCCAGCCUGGCGCCCAGCGCCCAGGACCAGCAGAGACAGAUCGACCAGGACUACCUGGUGGCGGUGUCCCUGCAGCAGCAGCAGGGUGGGGCCCCGGGGCCCCUCAGUGACCUGGAGUUGGCCCGACAGCUCCAGCAGGAAGAAUACCAGCAUCAGCAGCAGCAACUACAGCAACAACAGCAACAGCAACCACAGCAACAACAGGGAUCACCUGCUGCAGCAACGCAGGUCAGAGGUCAGGGGUCACAGCAGGGCGGAGCGCGGAGAAGAGAGAAGGACUCGGACUGUGUCGUCCUAUAGACUCCUUUAAUAUCAUUGUAAUCUAUCGAGACGCACAGAUACACACACAUAUGUACAGAGACACACACACAGACACACACACACACAUAUAUAUAUAUAUA
Messenger RNA from Perca flavescens (yellow perch), 1945 nucleotides. RefSeq names its product MINDY lysine 48 deubiquitinase 1 (gene mindy1). The record is from RefSeq and is a predicted model, not a curated record. Gene Ontology annotation, biological process: protein K48-linked deubiquitination. Lineage: Eukaryota; Metazoa; Chordata; Actinopteri; Perciformes; Percidae. The transcript is spliced from 11 exons. Gene Ontology annotation, cellular component: cytosol; cell periphery. Gene Ontology annotation, molecular function: cysteine-type deubiquitinase activity; cysteine-type carboxypeptidase activity; K48-linked deubiquitinase activity. Bases 114 to 1844 code for a protein of 576 amino acids.